Molecule: messenger RNA, 3437 nt
Organism: Tachyglossus aculeatus (Australian echidna)
Lineage: Eukaryota; Metazoa; Chordata; Mammalia; Monotremata; Tachyglossidae
Gene: SORT1
Product: sortilin 1
Exons: 20
Coding region: 174-2261 (695 amino acids)
Biological process (GO): endocytosis; vesicle organization; Golgi to endosome transport
Cellular component (GO): membrane; Golgi apparatus
Molecular function (GO): protein binding
Source: RefSeq, a predicted model, not a curated record
GGGAGGCGUCGGGGGAGGGCUGCGGCCCGCUGCGGGGCUUCGAGUCCGGCCUGCUCAACAACACGCACCAGCAUGUGUUUGAUGAUCUGAGUGGCUCCGUCUCCCUCUCCUGGGUCGGAGACAGCACUGGGGUCAUCCUAGUCCUGACCACGUUCCAUAUCCCUCUGGUGAUCAUGACCUUUGGACAGUCCAAGCUCUAUCGAAGUGAGGACUAUGGCAAGAAUUUUAAGGACAUAACCAACCUCAUUAACAACACCUUUAUCCGGACCGAGUUUGGCAUGGCCAUUGGACCCGAGAACUCUGGGAAGGUGAUUUUGACAGGGGAUGUGUCUGGAGGAAGCCGUGGAGGAAGGAUCUUCAGGUCUUCUGAUUUUGCAAAGAAUUUUGUUCAGACGGACCUGCCUUUUCAUCCUCUGAUUCAGAUGAUCUAUAACCCCCAAAAUGCAAACUAUCUGCUGGCCCUCAGCUCUGAAAAUGGCCUGUGGGUAUCCAAGGACUUUGGGGGAAAAUGGGAAGAAAUCCAUAAAGCGGUGUGUUUGGCCAAAUGGGGAUCAGAGAGCACCAUCUUCUUCACCACUUACCUGAAUGGCUCUUGCAAAGCUGACCUUGGGGUUCUGGAAUUAAGGAGAACCUUCGAUCUCGGCAAGAGCUUUAAGACCAUCGGAGCCAAAAUCUACUCCUUCGGACUUGGGGGACGUUUUCUUUUUGCUUCUGUGAUGACCGAGAAGGGAACAACAAGAAGGAUCCACGUAUCCCCUGACCAAGGAGAGACAUGGAGUAUGGCCCAGCUUCCGUCAGUGGGACAGGAACAAUUCUACUCCAUCCUAGCAGCCAACGAUGACAUGGUGUUCAUGCACGUCGAUGAGCCCGGGGACACUGGAUUUGGCACAAUCUAUACCUCCGACGAUCGGGGCAUUGUCUACUCCAAGUCCCUGGACCGCCAUCUCUACACCACCACCGGAGGGGACACGGACUUCACCAACGUGACCUCUCUCCGUGGGGUCUACAUGACCAGCGUGCUUUCUGAAGAUAACUCGAUCCAGUCUGUGAUCACUUUUGACCAGGGAGGAAAGUGGAAGCUCCUGAGGAAGCCUGAAAACAGCAAAUGCGACUCCACAGCCAAGAAUAAGGAAGAGUGCAGCCUUCACAUUCAUGCCUCCUACAGCAUCUCCCAGAAGCUGAAUGUCCCCAUGGUGCCGCUGUCGGAACCCAACGCCGUCGGAAUCGUCAUCGCUCACGGCAGUGUCGGGGAUGCCAUCUCGGUGAUGAUCCCGGAUGUUUACAUCACCGAUGACGGAGGCUACUCCUGGGUGCGGAUGCUGGAAGGGCCCCACUAUUACACCAUCUUGGAUUCGGGGGGCCUCAUCGUAGCCGUGGAGCAUGGCAGCCAGCCAAUCAAUGUGAUUAAGUUCUCCACGGAUGAAGGACAGUGCUGGAACCGGUAUAACUUCUCCAAGGAGCCCAUCUACUUCACCGGCCUGGCCUCCGAGCCCGGAGCCAGAUCUAUGAACGUCAGCAUUUGGGGUUUCCGAAAAUCUUUCCCGUCCCAGAAAUGGGUCUCCUAUACUAUCGAUUUUAAGGAUCUCCUUUCCAGAAACUGUGAAGAGAAGGAUUACACCAUCUGGCUGGCUCACUCCACCGACCCCGGGGCACAAAACGACGGCUGCAUCCUGGGCUACAAAGAGCAAUACCGGCGACUGCGCAAGUCCUCUGUCUGUCAGAAUGGCCGAGACUAUAGGCUGACUGGGCAGCCCGCAGUCUGCACCUGUACCCUGGAGGACUUCCUCUGUGAUUUUGGAUACUUCCGACCAGAAAACGAAUCCAAAUGUGUGGAGCAGCCAGAACUGAAGGGCCACGAUCUGGAGUUCUGCCUGUAUGGAAGAGAAGAGCAUCUGACCACAAAUGGGUACCGGAAAAUCCCAGGUGACAAGUGCCAGGGGGGCAUGAGUCCGGAUCGAGAGGAAAAGGACCUGAAAAGGAAAUGUAGAAGCAACUACUUGAGUCCAGACAAGCAGAAGGCCUCGUCCAACCCCGCCGCGAUUAUCCUGGCAGUGGUGGGGCUGAUGCUGAUCACCACCAUAGCAGGCGUUCUCGUUAUCAAGAAGUAUGUCUGUGGAGGCAGGUUCCUGGUGCAUCGCUAUUCUGUCCUGCAGCAGCACGCUGAGGCCAAUGGCGUGGAGGGAGUGGAUACGCUGGAUUCAGUCACCCAUACCAGUAAAAGCGGAUACCACGAUGACUCGGAUGAGGAUCUCCUGGAAUAGCUGGGCAGUGGAGCUGGGACAGACUGGCUGAGCACUGAUGACCGGAACCCAGUGCCUCCCACCUGGUGCCUGCUCCUCUGAAACGGAGAAAUACAUUCCUCCUUUUCCAUUUUGAGGGGCCCAGCUCUGUUUCUGCCGCUUCCACUGAGACUGAGAGGACCCAGAUGCUACAGAACCACAGGGUGUGCGGGCGGCAGCCGGGGCACCCUGCCAAGAUGUAGAGGCUCAGAGAAGUGAAAGAAAACAUUCUUCUUAACUCAUUUUAACUUGAUUUUAAUUUCUGUCCUCCUGCUGAGUGUGGUGGGUUUCUUAAAGGGAAAUGGACUAAAAUGUGAAGGGGACGUUUCGCUAAAGCUAGGGUCACUCUGGUUGCUUCACCCUCUUGCCUAAGGCUGCCGCGAGUGCCGGUGCCAACUCUCUGCCCCGUGUCCUAAGCCGGGUCCAGCCUGCAGCAAGCACCACUGAAGUGCAGCAGGGGGAAGAACAGCCUCCGGUGCCACUGGGUGGCUGCUCCCAGUCUUCCCAGUUUGGGGGAGAUGGGGGACUCUCCCGGAGUUCCCAGGCUAAAUUGGUUUUCACUUCUCCCUAUGUCAUCGGCAGAGAAGUAGUGUGUGUCUCCCUCUGGGCUGAAGUGAGCCUCUGACUUCUGGACCCCAAACUUACAAAAACUGGAUCUUAGCUUCUCAAAGGAAAAACAAAUUAAGCAAAUCUCAAUCUGUGUGGGGAUAGGAGUAGGGUUAGGAUGAGGUACAAAUGAAAAUCUUUUUCUAAUCAAGGCAAAUACAAGGUUGUGUGUGUGCAUAUGUGUGUUGGCUAUGACCCUCUUGUGCAAGGAUAUGGUGUGUGUGUGUGUGUGUCUGUGUGCUUGAUGAGAUCCUCUGAGCAGAACAAUUGACUUCCUUUGUAUGUGAGUUGAUUUGGCAGGAGAGGAGUGGGCACAGUGCAGGGGGCAAGGCCGGGCAAGCUGUAUCUUUGUCUCCCGACGCCGCACAUUGCUCUGAUCAACCUGUUGGCAUUCUCUAAACUCACCACCUAGGUUGGUUUGGGUUCAGCCGGACUCCCAGGCUUCUGGGUGUUUUAGGCUUUAACCAAACCACAGCUUUAUUCUGGGAGCUCCCCUGCCAAUGCUCUUCUUCCGUUUUCCCAAAGAAUUUGUGGCCCGGCAGGGAAAGUUGG